This is a messenger RNA of Dreissena polymorpha, 1077 nucleotides long. RefSeq names its product translation initiation factor eIF-2B subunit alpha-like. Gene Ontology annotation, molecular function: guanyl-nucleotide exchange factor activity; translation initiation factor activity. Lineage: Eukaryota; Metazoa; Mollusca; Bivalvia; Myida; Dreissenidae. The record is from RefSeq and is a predicted model, not a curated record. Gene Ontology annotation, cellular component: eukaryotic translation initiation factor 2B complex. Gene Ontology annotation, biological process: translational initiation. The transcript is spliced from 9 exons. Bases 76 to 1026 code for a protein of 316 amino acids.
GUUCAAGUAAGUUGUACACCUGAUAGGAGUUCCUUCUAUAUUGAAUGUUUGUAAGCUGUGAUUGUAAUUGUCAAUAUGGAUGAUUCUCAGAAAAAAGGGAUUCUUGAGUACUUCAAUGCAUUGAUAGACCACCACCCAGACGUAUCCGCUGCUGUUGCUGCCAUAAAAACACUGCUGCAUUUCAUCGAGAACAAUCAUUUGGAGACCUUAGCAGAGCUUCGUGCAAUACUUAAAGAUGCCAUUAACACUCUAAUGGGGACAGACAGCAGCGUGACAUCCAUAUCGUCUGGCUGUGAACUCUUCUUACGCUUCAUUACACUCACUAGUCUGGACUAUACAGAUUUUAAGAAAUGCCAGACCAUUAUGGUGCAGAGAGGAAAUACAUUUCUUGACAAAGUGGCUUCAUCUAGACUGAAAAUUGCACAACAGACUGAUAAAUUUAUCAGAGAUGGAUCAAAAAUUUUAAUCCAUUCUCACUCGCGGGUUGUGCAACAAGUUUUGAAAGCGGCAAGUCAGUCAAACAAACGCUUUGAGGUGUUUGUGACCGAGUCCCGACCUAACGACGCUGGAGUGAAAACAAAACAAGAGCUGGAUGAGUAUGGCAUACCCUCAACACUUGUGUUGGAUUCUGCUGUCGGGUCCAUUAUGGAGAAAGUGGACAUGGUGCUGUGUGGGGCAGAGGGAGUUGUAGAGAGUGGGGGCAUCAUAAAUAAGAUUGGUACAUUCUCAAUUGCGAUUGCUGCCAAGGCGAUGAAUAAACCAUUUUACGUUGUUGCGGAGAGCUUCAAAUUUGUGAGAUUAUUCCCCUUGAAUCAGCGAGACCUCCCAAACCAAUUCAAAAUCUUUGCUCUGUGCUGCUGUCUUGGGGAGUACAAGGCGUCUACGCUGCAGUCCGGAUGUGACCUAGACAAGGAGCAUCCCCUGGUGGACUACACUCCCCCGAGCUACAUUACCCUGCUGUUCACCGACCUCGGCGUCCUCACGCCCUCAGCAGUCAGUGACGAGCUCAUCAAACUCUACUGUUGAUCACGUGGUUGCAAUUAUUGUUUUAUGCAAAUAAAAUGUUUGAAAAGUGUU